Loa loa (African eye worm) is the source of this 294-nucleotide messenger RNA. RefSeq lists its product as hypothetical. The record is from RefSeq and is a predicted model, not a curated record. Lineage: Eukaryota; Metazoa; Nematoda; Chromadorea; Rhabditida; Onchocercidae. The transcript is spliced from 2 exons. Bases 11 to 211 code for a protein of 66 amino acids.
AAUUUUUAGGAUGGAAUUUUAUGCAAAAAUUACUUCGAAACCACGACAAAAGACUGAAACAAUUGUCAAAAGCAGUGAUCAAACGUCGCAUGAUAAAAAAACAGGAUGUAAUAAAUUUUCACCGAGAAAUUCGCUCCGUUCAACAAAAAUAAAUAAAGAAUUGCCUGAUUAUUCAUAUCUUAAUAUGUUCGGAAGUGUGAACUUGCCUUAAGAUUGAUUUUCCAAUAAGCUGUAAAUAACUAAUUUCCCAAUAAACUUCAAAUAAUUAAUUUUUCUGAGCUGUAACAAUUGCAC